This is a messenger RNA of Emiliania huxleyi CCMP1516, 907 nucleotides long. RefSeq lists its product as hypothetical. Lineage: Eukaryota; Haptophyta; Isochrysidales; Noelaerhabdaceae. The record is from RefSeq and is a predicted model, not a curated record. The transcript is spliced from 8 exons. The coding region runs from base 48 to 608 and encodes 186 amino acids.
CCGCAGGAGCUCGUGGAGUACUCCAAGGCGGCCCUGGCCAAGGUGGCAUGGCCCGCGGACAUGCAGGAGUACUUCUUCGAGACGGAAGACAAGACCGCCUUCACAAAGGAAACAACCCGCAAGGAGGAGGGGAUGCUGCCCCGCUUCCUCUCGGGCAAGCGCAAGUGCUACGGCGACUACGAGCGGAAGCAGAUUCUCGAGGCGGUCGAGGACAUCGACUCGGACACCUUCGCGACCUCCGAGGAGCUCGACGCCGCCAAGGCUCAGAUCGGCGCCCUCCAGAAGCAGAUCGACGACAACGACGGCGACGACGACCAGACCGCCGCUUUCGCAAAGGCGGGCCUCGCGCUCGGCGUCACUGGCUUUGUCUUCGGCGCCGCCGCCCUCGCCGUGGCCCUCACCAAGAAGCACGCCGUCGUCGCAAAGCCGAGCGUCAAGGUCUCCGAGGCGACCGUCGUUGGCGGCGUCUGAGUGGCCCGCCGCCGCGCGCCGGGCUCCAAGCGCCGGGCUCUCGCCUGGCGGCCCGGCGCGGCGGCGGUUCCAUGGCCUCGCCCGCCGCCGCGGCCCCCCUCCCUCCCUUGUCCGCCUUGCGGCGUGCCCGGACAUGACGCCCCGCCCUCACCCCCGCUGACAGCGGGAGGGGACCUGGGCCGAGAUACGGGCGCCGGCAUGGCGGAGGGAGCCGCCCCGCUCGCCGCGCUCGCGGCGCCGCUCACCGCUUUGCCUUGGAAGGCUUCGGUGCAGCCGGUGGGGCCGCGGAGGCGGGGGGCUGGCACGGGAGGGCAGAGGGGUCGCUGGUGCCGCUGCCUCUCUCGCACUGAAGCGGGGUGCCCCAUGCGCGGCCGGAGGCCGUGAGGGGGCGCGCAGAUGUGAGGUAAGGUAAGGUAAGGUAAACGUCUCCACACAC